CGAUGUGGUUGUCUGCCCAAGGUCGGCCAAUUGCAUCAUGGUGUGAUGGUCGGCAAGGAUAUGCCGGUGGAAAGGCGCAAGCGAUUGGCUGGACUGUGGUUGCUCGGACGAUGGGCGGGCGAUAAACAAAGCUCGAGGAACGGCAAACCCCAGGUACCCGCAUCCCUACCCCACCGCAAUCACUGUACUCCUAGUGCCAGUUCGAGCCUACAUAUUUUGAACACCUUAUUCUUCAGCGUGUGGUGCUUCUGUUGUUGUACCGCCCUUCAACGUCCCAAACUUUGCCCGCGCGACCGCUCGCUGCAAAUCACAAACACGGGCAUCAUGCCUGGCACAACAGUGGCAGAGCCGCCCUCGGUCACUCUUUCCUUUGCCAACAACUUCUGGGGCAAGGAUGACGCCGGCGUCUCCCCAAUGCUCGAGCGCAUGCACAAUGCCAAAGUGACCUCAGACGAGCUCAAGUCCUUUUACGCCGCCCGCGCGGCCCUCGAGGACGAAUACUCACGCAAACUCCUCAACCUCUCGCGGAAGCCGCUCGGGUCAUCCGAGUCGGGAACCCUACGCAUGUCCUUUGACGUCAUUCGCGGUGAAAUCGAGGCCACCGGCAAGGCACACCAGAGCAUCGCUCAGCAGAUGAAGACUGAGCUGGAAGAGCCGCUGGCAGCCUUUGCGGGGGGCAUGAAGGAGAGGCGAAAGAUCAUUCAGAACGGCAUUGAGAAGCUCCUGAAGCUGAAGAUGCAGCAGACCUCGGCGGUCAAUAAGACACGAGAUCGCUACGAGAAUGAUUGUUUGAAGAUCAAGGGCUUCCUAGCUCAGGCACAUAUGGUUAUGGGUCAAGAAGAGCGCAAGAACAAGGCCAAACUAGAAAAGACACAGAUCCAAUUGUCCGAAACAGAACGAGAGUAUGAGACAGCUGUCAAGAUUCUCGAGGAGACUACAGGACGAUGGAACAGAGACUGGAAGGCCGCUUGUGAUAAAUUCCAAGACCUUGAAGAGGAGCGCAUAGAUUACACAAAGAGCAGUCUCUGGAACUUCGCCAACAUUGCCUCGACCGUAUGCGUCAGUGACGACGCCUCCUGCGAAAAAGUACGGUUAUCUCUGGAAGACUGCGAUGUGGAGAAAGACGUAACCAGCUUCAUCAAAGACAGCGGUACUGGACAGGAAAUACCCGACCCACCCAAGUUCAUCAAUUUCGCUCGGGGUGAUGCGGACACGGCUUCGCAAACAUCCGAGGACGAAAACUAUUCCGUGGCACAAUUUGCGAGGACUAUGAAUCCAGCUUACCGGGCCAACUCACCCCAGCCCUCUGUGUUCGAAUCUCAUCAUGAUCCGAACAAUCCAUUGGCGCGCGAGAUGGGCCUUGGAGGUAACACCAUGCCAGUGCCGCAGGAUCAAAUCAAUACUGCGUCUCGCGAUCCAAUCCAGCCGGCAGCGCCUGUAGGGAAGGGCAUCCAACCAGACCCCCGCUUGGUCCAGGCUCAGCAACAAGCUCAUCAGCAAUACCAGCAGAGCAAAGUCCCGCACAAUGAAUAUCCUGCAGAUGGAAUGACACAAUUCUGCCGCAUUGGAGCACCAUCAGAGCGAGGUGGCAUACGUCCAGGCAGCAGAGACUCCAACAGUGACUACUCGAACCCCACAUCAUUCUCUAGUGUGGAACCUCCAAGUGGCUCUGCCUCCCCAGGGAAACCACUAUCACGUUCGCCACAGCCAGUCGAAGAAUCACAAGUGCAGAAGAAGAAAGGUUUCUUCCAGAACAGCCCGUUCGCCCGCCGAAAGAGCACACACAAUGGGGAUGAGCCCAUCUCGAUUACACCCAGCAGUAGAAACACCUGGGCGCCUGCAGCCCGAUCUGGUAACAAUGAGAACGUCAGCCCUACCUGCCCAUUUGGAAGAGGCUCGCGUGGGGUUGAACUGCAUGAUGGUCGUUCCGCGAGCCCUGAACCCGUUGACCCCAGAGCCAACUUCCAGCUUAACAUCGGCAACAACGUCUUCGACGUCGAAUCUCCGGACAAGAAGAAGGCUGCUGCAAAGACUAACGAGCCUGGAGAAGAACUUGAUCCGAUUGCUCAAGCACUCGCCGAAUUAAAAGGAGUGACCAAGCAAGGCGACUUCCGCGUAUCUGCUGAUCGUUUCCACGGUCUGGCUACGCCCCAACCUCCAGGUACUCCCUCUGUAGGCUCACAACUUCCUGGCGGCGCACCCACCCCCCUUGCAAACGCCAACAUUAGUGGUGCCAAACGAGGCACGCCGCCGCCAUCGUAUGAUCAACCACCUAUGUCUCGCCUUGGAGCUCCUCAGCCAGCGCAUACUGCGCGCCAAAUGCAGAAGACUACGCAGAUGUACAUCGACCAGAAGGCCAACAUGUUCAACACGGGCUCGGCAUCUCGUCCGUCCACCCGCGGUGGCCCAGCUCAGGAAGCUCCUCGGGCCACUUCCCCAGCGCCACGGGCCACCAGUCCGCGACCUGGUCAUUACUCUUCCCAGCAACCACCACAAUCUCCAGCUGGUUACCGUGCUGCAUCACCCAAUCCCUAUGCUUCACCGACCACAAGCACUAGACCAAGAGCGAAUACGUCUGGCCAACCUCAAAGCCCAUUCGGAACACCCACUGGAAGAGGCUCCUACACUUCCUCGGUACGUGGUGGAUCUCCAGGAUACAGCAACGCUCCUCGCGCAGUGUCGCCUCAACCUGCAUACGCACAGAGCAACGGCCGUCCAACCUCACGUGCAGCACCCACAUCGCGGGCUGUCAGUCCACAACCACAAUUCCGGCAGUCAUACGACCGGCCUUCGAGCUCUCGCGGAAGCGAUAUGGCACUGCAACUCGCACAAGGCCCUGGAAGUGAACGCGGAGACGGCAGUGUGUACGGUGGAAGCGUGCGGAGUCGAGGCGGCGGCGGCGGAGGAGGAAACCAACGUCCACAGAGCUCGUACUACAGCGGUGGAAGUGAUUUGAAUCACAGUGCCAGCCAGCUCAGCACGAGGAGUAGGAGCAAGAGCGUGGCUGAGCCCAGACAGUAUACCAGGGACGGACGCAUGAUUUUGCACUACUCGCGUGCGAUGUACCUGUACAACGCGCAGAUCCCCGAGGAACUCACAUUCGCCAAGGGCGAUAUCCUCGCCGUGCUUCGCUUGCAAGACGAUGGGUGGUGGGAGGCUGAAGUGGUUGGGAAAGAUGGACGGCGUGGCCUUGUGCCAUCCAAUUAUUUGCAGAAUUGCUAAGGGAUGGGGGGACGUGAGAUAAUGAGGGAACCGAAUUGUCCUUUUCUCUCCAAUUUUGGCUGAUUGAUGGUUCGAUGGCUUGCUUGCUUGCUUCAAAUGUUUGAUGUAGCGAUGUGCACAUGCGUACUCUUUAGUGCGGUGGUGUUUUUGAUACCUUCUUUUUUUUUUCAUCCCUCGCUCGUCUCGCAUAUGAAGCUUGUUCCUUCUUUUUUCUUUCUUUUUUUCUUCCAGUUUCGAGUAUACAUGUAA
This is a messenger RNA of Periconia digitata, 3471 nucleotides long. Lineage: Eukaryota; Fungi; Ascomycota; Dothideomycetes; Pleosporales; Periconiaceae. The record is from the annotation of a GenBank genome assembly.